Messenger RNA from Peniophora sp. CBMAI 1063, 930 nucleotides. The record is from the annotation of a GenBank genome assembly. Lineage: Eukaryota; Fungi; Basidiomycota; Agaricomycetes; Russulales; Peniophoraceae.
AUGGAGUACUUCCCCCGUUCCCGCGCACGGCGACGCUCGCCGACGCCUCCGCCCCGCGUCUGGCUAUCUGAGAACGACAUUGACACACCCUCUCAGUCGAUCUACAUCUUUCCCAACCCGUCCUCGGUGCUCCCCAGCCCCAAUCCUGCAAACUCGGACCAUGCCAGGGGCAUAGACUCCAUUGUGCGUAGACCAGCCGAAGAGUCGCGCUCGCGCUCGACCAGCACCGUCACCGCCACAACAACGGACACCGGCUGGGACGACUUGCGUUCACCCAGCAAUUAUUCUGUGCAGGAAGAAGCUCAAUGGCAAUGGCCUGCUUCUAUGAACGGAGAGGCCCCAGAUGCUCAGUUGGGGCAGGAGGAAGCCGUUCUCGACGAGGAGAUCGUAGGCGCCAGCCGAUGGGAUCUCAUCGCGUCUCGGCGCUACCCCGCGCACCCACUUGCCAUACGCGCCGAGCGGCAAGCUCGCUUGGCCCCCGCUUCAACCAUGUCAUGGAUACGCUCGCGUACCGUAUCAGGCGUCAGCUCCUUUUCAUCGUAUGUUGUUACGCCCAAAGCAGUACCCCACCCGCGCGUGCACAUACCACUGCUAUCCUUCUUCGGCUCGCUUCUCGCAAUCGACGAAGAGACCUUGGACUUGCUCGAAACCGCUCCAACGCACCCCGUCUUGUUUUCAGGUCCGCUGGAUGUUGAAGCCCCAUGCACCGAACCCGAAGAGAGUGUGCACGGCCUUGAGCGAUUGCUGGAGGGUGACGAGAAUACGCUACGAGAGGGGUUGCGCGUGUAUUGCGAAGCGGAACCUGACGAGAAGAGACUAGAUGUUCUGUCUGUCAGUGCACUGUGGCAUCUCAUGGGCGAGAUGUGGCAGGGACGGGGCGCACUUCGCGCGGCCCUCAGCGAACCGAGUGCCAAAGACUCUAGUUCAUGA